AUGUGGCCACCUGUCCCGCUGCCAUUCCGGUUGACACCACCCCGCUGCCUGCUGCCCGCAGAAGCUCACCCCGCCGUCGCCUGCACUGCUGGCCCCAUGUCGGUAGCGCGAUUCCCCAUCGUUGCACCCUCACGCCGUAGGAGAGGAGUGCCUCAGGGCCUCAGGGCCACGUUCAGCCGCACGGACCUCCUCCACUCGUCCGUUCCUAUUCCUAUAAACCCGGGCUUGUUUGGCGGACUGACUUCUAUCCCCCCUCCCCUUCACCUCCGAUCCCUACAAUCUCUCCAAUCCCGCGAUCCCAUAAAGCCGUAUUAUUUGCUAUUUUGCUGCUGGCAGUUGGUUGGCGGUUGGGAAGGCGGCUCGUGGCUGACGUUGUCUGACGGGCUGACGGUUGGCGGUUGGUUGGUUGACAGUCGGUUGGUUGGUGUCGACCCUCGCCGCACAGACCCGGGCGAUUUCUCUGCCCUACGCUCUACGCUCUACGCUCUACGACGCCUGCCUGUCGGGUGGCCGCAUCCUGCUCUCCUGCUCUCCUGCUCUCCUGCUCUUCGCGAGUGCGAGUGUUUGUGGGAUUGUGGGAGUGUUUGUGGGACCGUGCUGGUGCUGGUGCUCGUGCUCGAGUAUUUAUGGGUCCGUGCUGGUGCUGGUGCUCGUCCCCCGCGCGACGGCGAGAGCGCAUCGCAUCGCGUUGGCCACUGCUCGUAUGCGUACGCAAACGCGAAUACGAACGCGAACGUGCGGUAA
Messenger RNA from Pleurotus ostreatus (oyster mushroom), 744 nucleotides. RefSeq lists its product as uncharacterized. The transcript is spliced from 2 exons. The record is from RefSeq and is a predicted model, not a curated record. Lineage: Eukaryota; Fungi; Basidiomycota; Agaricomycetes; Agaricales; Pleurotaceae. The coding region runs from base 1 to 744 and encodes 247 amino acids.